This is a messenger RNA of Cynoglossus semilaevis (tongue sole), 5106 nucleotides long. RefSeq names its product sodium-dependent neutral amino acid transporter B(0)AT2-like. Lineage: Eukaryota; Metazoa; Chordata; Actinopteri; Pleuronectiformes; Cynoglossidae. Gene Ontology annotation, cellular component: plasma membrane. Bases 1468 to 3456 code for a protein of 662 amino acids. Gene Ontology annotation, biological process: amino acid transport; nitrogen compound transport; sodium ion transmembrane transport. The record is from RefSeq and is a predicted model, not a curated record. The transcript is spliced from 12 exons.
UCACACUUGACUUUGCUUUAAGGACGCGUGGACACUUUCUCCCUAGCUCCUGCUGCUGUGACAGAAAGGUAUUUUGGUCGGUUCUUCCAUUCUCACAGGUGAUAGUUGGUGUUCGUGUAGCACUAGUCCAGCCGUCUGUGAGGACAUCUUCUGAUGUGCGUGUGAUUUAUUUGCCUACAAUACGUGGCAUACGUGGCAGACAGCGUGUGUGAGGGAGAUCGUGGUGAGCGUGCGCGUGUUUGUGCUCACGUCAAUGUCACAGGCCGAAACCAUGAGACUGAAGACUAAAAAAUACACGAUUUUAUUAAAGAAGUCUGUUUAAGAAAAUGUAAAACGUGUGUUACUACUGUGAUGUUUAAGAACGUGAUGGGUGAAUAAGACUGAUGUCAGAUUCUGACUAUUGCAUCAGCUCAUAUUUUAUUUACUUUUUUCCUUGUUACCUUUAAUCGGAGAUAUGUAAUAGCUGUAAAUCAAACUUUGAAAUUUAUGAAAAACCACAAGGCUACUGGGGACUUGUUUUGUCACGUGUUACUUGAAUGUAGUUAAUAUCUAAGCUAAAUCGAGUAUAAACAGUUUAAUUGCUCUGAUGUAAUAGUAUAUUGAACUCAUACAUACACAUCAUAAAUAGCGGAUUCGUACAUUUUGACUGCAUGUUGAGUAUUGCGUAUAAGUCAAGACAACCGUACUUGUUAGUCAGAGUUUAGGUAUGAAGCGCUGCGGCGUUCACUGACGUUUCGCGCGCUCGUACUAAACAGGAUGAGCCCCAUCCAGAGCACCGUAGUUGUCAUCGUCACUGUUUCCAAGCAACGCAAAACCUUAAUGUAAUGCCAUUGGGUUUUUUUUUUAUUUUAGCCUGCUUGUUAUAUUUUAGACUAACCAAAAUCCCACUACUUUUUAUUUUAACCAUUUUCCGGUUGCCAGUAAACUAAGAGAAAAGUUAUUGUAGAAAUGAGUGUAAAAUAGUUGUAAUAGAGGUUAUUAAAUUGCAUUGCCUGUAUGACCUUCUUAGGAGGUAUCCACAUUAUUUUAUAUAUGUGACGGUACUUUAAAAAUAUAUACUAUGAAGAUAUCCCGUGGGGCUUUUGUGUGGGAGAGAGACGUAGGCUUCUUUUUUCCCAGCUGUAACUGAACGCAUUGUUGUUAUUGCAUCACGCGGAAGAGACCAGCCCGAUAUUACACCAAUGAAGCGCAAGCUGCUUUGAAACGACCGAUCUUAUCAAUCGUUACAAUAUAUUAUUUAGAACACGCUAUAAUUUUAGUACCGGGUUUCGCUAGAAGAUCUUCUUCUAUCUUUUGUUCGAUAAACAGCAAAGUUAUCCCUCGGGUGGAUGAUAACACAGUAGUAGCCACGGUUACACGUGUUCCUCGGGAGAAGAAUAAGCGUCCAUCGCUGGGGUCCCCUGUCUCAUCCUUAUCCGGAUCCCCUGCUUCACCCACGAAUUCUUUGUUCAGCAUUUCACUUCGUCCAUGUCACAGAUGGAGAAACAACCGCUGCCAACUGAAGAUGACAUGACAGGAGCCGCAGUGUCAGAACUGAAUGUCCAGAAUGGUGAGGAGAGCCAGGACGGCUCCUCCGAACCUCCUGCCCGUGCUGGCUGGAACAGCAAAAUAGAAUACUUUUUGGCCCAGGUGGGAUUCAGUGUUGGGCUGGGCAACGUCUGGAGGUUUCCAUACCUGUGUCAUCAGAAUGGAGGAGGAGCGUUCCUCCUCAUUUAUGUGGUGCUAAUGUUGGUCGUGGGAAUUCCCCUUUUCUUCCUGGAGCUCGCAGCCGGUCAGGCCAUUCGACAAGGCAGCAUUGGUGUGUGGAGGUACAUCUCCCCCAGGCUGGCAGGGAUCGGCUACUCCAGCUGUGUGGUGUGUUUCUUUGUGGCUCUCUACUACAAUGUGAUCCUGGCAUGGAGUCUCUUCUAUCUGGGCAACUCUUUCCAGUAUCCUUUACCUUGGGAACAAUGUCCAGCGCCGGGAAACGCAACAGAAUGUGAGAAGAGCUCACCAACGUCCUACUUCUGGUACCGCAAAGCUUUGGAUAUAACAGACUCCAUCAAUGACACCGGCACAUUCAACCCUUAUAUCACCUGCUGCCUUCUGGCAGCCUGGACCAUCGUGUGCCUGGGAAUGUUCAAGGGCAUCAAGACCUCUGUCAAGGUGAUGUAUUUCUCCUCCAUCUUCCCCUACGUUGUCCUCUUUUGCUUUCUGGUUCGAGGGCUUCUGCUGGACGGAGCCUUGGAGGGCAUCUCCUACAUGUUCUAUCCUAAGAUUAAGAUGGAGGGUCUGGUCCAGGUGCUGCGACAGGCGGCCACUCAGGUUUUCUUUGCCCUGGGUCUGGGCUUUGGCUCCAUUAUUGCCUAUUCCUCUUAUAACCCCAGGAAUAAUAACUGCCACCGUGAUGCAUUCACGGUCUCUUUCAUCAACUUCCUCACAUCUGUGCUGGCCACUCUGGUGGUCUUUGCUGUGCUGGGCUUCCGUGCCAAAAGAAAAGUCAUGGACUGUGUGUCCAGUAAUCUGAAGGAUCUGUCGGAGAUGAUUCGUAGCAGUCCCAUCGACGCCACCUGGAUCCCAACCUUUGACUACACCAACCCCAGCUCUGUGGAUAUAGCAGAUUACAGAGCCUGGUUUAAGGGGAAUGGACAUCACAUUCCUGGAAAUUUAACAGACUGUGAUCUGGAAAAGGAGAUGCAGAAGGGUGUGGAGGGCACAGGUCUGGCUUUCAUCGCCUUUACAGAGGCCAUGGCUCUGCUCCCUGGCAGCCCCUUCUGGUCAGCGCUGUUCUUCUUGAUGCUGCUCAACCUUGGACUCAGCACCAUGUUUGGAACUUUGGAAGGCAUCCUGGCGCCCCUCACUGACCGCUUCAAGACCCUGGCCAACAACAAGACCAAAUUGACAAUUUUCCUCUGCGUCAUCGGCUUUGUGAUUGGCCUGCUCUUCACACAGAACUGCGGGAACUACUUUGUCACGAUGUUCGACGAUUACUCUGCCACGCUGCCCCUCAUCAUUGUGGUGGUUUUUGAGACGUUCAGUGUGGCGUGGCUUUACGGAGCAGACAGGUUCCUUGACGACAUUGAGUCAAUGCUAGGUUGGCGUCCUCACGUGAUUUACAAAUAUCUGUGGAAAUACAUCUGCCUGCUUGCCAUGCUGGGUUUACUGGGGGCAACCGGCAUACGCAUGUUCAUCCAACGACCAACUUAUAUGGCAUGGAACCAAGAGCUGGCCUCUGAGGAGCCUCUGGAGUACCCCGGCUGGGCUCUGACCGUCCUCUCCUUACUCAUCGUCUUUGCCAUGAUGCCCGUCCCCGUGGGUCUGGUCCACGCUCUCCUGAAAGAGAGGAGCAGACGGUUGUCCAGAGACACAGAAGCCGGUCAGUACAGCAUCGUCAGCACAGACGACAAGUGUGACACCCCGAUGACCGACAUGACAGAACUGGACCAGAGGGACGGUAGUUCCGCCUCCUUGACCUGAUCACACCUGUCCUGAGCCAUGACUGAAGCACAGCUGUGUCUCACAGAUACUUUCAUCCUCCAAGACACUACAACGUGGGAGACAAACGUUUGUUUUUUUUUCUACUAUGUAAAAAUCUUUUUAUUCAUAAUGAACAAUCAGAAAAACUGAAUAUUUAGAAAAAUAUUUUGCUGUCUGUCCUCGAACGUUGCAGACAAGUUUAUCAAUAUUUGGACAGGUUUUAAUAUCAGUACAGCAAGUCAGUCCUAUUUAAAUCAGUAUUAAACCAGUUUAAUUUAACUGAGCACAGUGCACAACAACAAUUAUUUAUUCCAGUUCUCCGAUUGUUAGACUUUUAAUCAGCCAGACACACAUUGUACAUACAAAGUACUUGAGCUCAAAUGUUUACAAGUCAGCACCACACUUUGAGAACCAGCAGCGUGAUUCAUAGUGCCUUGGCUGUAAGUAGUAAAAGAGGCUGGAGGUUGUCAGAACAUCAACAGUCAGAGCCAGAAAUCUUUUAUUUCCACUGGAAAAAUAAUCACAAUUACAUAAGGAAUACACUGCUGUUACACCAGGAACUAUUUACUCCGUUACUACCAAAGGUUUACACAGACCAAUAUAUACCGAUACAAAUGUCCACUGAUAAACAGUUGGUUCCUUCUAUGCCAGACAUAAUCGGCAUAACAGCUGUCAUGUGACUACUGUGAACGCUGAGGUGGAAUUUUACGUGUUUGUAAAUAAGUGUACAGUGAACCACAGGGAAGCUUUCCCCGUCUGUGACAUAUGAAUGAAUCAGAUCUUAUUAUUUUGGAUUAUUACUUUUCGAUCAGUUGGCUUUAAGAGGAAACGUGAGAGCUGUUGUUUCCAAAUGUCUUUCAUCAGAUUGAUGUUGUUUUAACCAUAUAACAUAUUUAAGUGUUCCACUUGUAAAUAUAUUUUUGGCCUCAUGUUCUUUACUAUUGCUUUCUUGUUUGGUGUGUUUCUUUUUUUAAUUUGUGAAAGACAUUUUUGUAAAGGAUGUUUCUAUUUUGUACAUUUUGGAUUUAUUGUUGUUGAAAUGUUGUGACCUUAUUCAGCCAGCUGGUUUUUUAAAUCUGAAAAAACAUUUAGCAUGCGUUUGUCUUGUCAAUCGAGUACUUCCUUUAAUGCAUAAAUAUACAGAAAAUGACAUAGCCCUAAAACCCUUAACCAUUUAAAGUUAGUUUUAUAAGAAUUUGUCAAAAAGUAGCCAGUAUUGCAAAAGAAGAUAAGUUACCAAAAAUUAGCCAAAAAAUUAGCCAAGGCAGAAAAUGGCUAAACUAACUUGAGGUUAGCUUGUGAAUAGCUGAACUGUAGCUUCAUCUGUUAUCUUUUAGCCUCUCCCAUUCAGGUGUGGUUACUACUGGUUGUUGUCGUCUUUGCCUGUGGCUCCACAUAGAAUGGCUGGCUGGGUUGUAAGUUGCUGUGAGUGCUUUUGACUGUUUCUGCAUCAAGUGCCUUUAGAUUUGAAUGCAUUUGACUGAAGCUGAAGUUGAGAUCAUUCCUGCAUUUUCACAAGUGACCGUUUCUAACUUUUUCUAACUUUUUUUUAAAGAAUCUGUAUAAAUUAAUGGUGAAAAAAGCAAAUGUGAUAUAAUUUCACGUCUUAUGUAAUAUAUUGUCAUUUUUAAUUAAAGCAUUUCAUUGUAU